Molecule: messenger RNA, 1110 nt
Organism: Chinchilla lanigera (long-tailed chinchilla)
Lineage: Eukaryota; Metazoa; Chordata; Mammalia; Rodentia; Chinchillidae
Gene: Nip7
Product: NIP7, nucleolar pre-rRNA processing protein
Exons: 5
Coding region: 73-615 (180 amino acids)
Biological process (GO): ribosomal large subunit biogenesis; ribosome assembly
Cellular component (GO): nucleus; nucleolus; preribosome, large subunit precursor
Molecular function (GO): RNA binding
Source: RefSeq, a predicted model, not a curated record
AGUAGCCGGCGGCCAACUUCCGCUUCCGGCCACCGAGACACGAGGAUCCGGAGUUCGGGACCCGCCGGGAAAAUGCGGCCUUUAACCGAAGAGGAGACCCGUGUGAUGUUUGAGAAAAUCGCAAAAUACAUCGGGGAGAACCUUCAGCUGCUGGUUGAGCGGCCCGACGGCACCUACUGUUUCAGGCUGCACAGCGACCGGGUGUACUACGUGAGUGAGAAGACGCUGAAGCUGGCCGCCAGCAUCUCCGGGGACAAGCUGGUGUCCCUGGGGACCUGCUUCGGGAAAUUCACCAAGACGCACAAGUUCCGGCUGCACGUGACGGCCCUGGAUUACUUGGCGCCCUAUGCCAAGUACAAAGUGUGGAUAAAGCCUGGAGCAGAGCAGUCCUUCCUGUAUGGAAACCACGUAUUGAAAUCCGGUCUGGGCCAGAUCACUGAGAACACUUCUCAGUACCAGGGAGUGGUAGUGUACUCCAUGGCCGACGUCCCUCUGGGUUUUGGGGUAGCAGCAAAGUCUACACAAGACUGCAGGAAAGUAGACCCUAUGGCGAUUGUGGUAUUUCAUCAAGCAGACAUUGGGGAAUACAUACGGCAUGAAGAGACAUUGACUUAAAAUGAAGUCAUCGCAAGGACUUAGCAGUGUGGAAGGACCUCCCUUGGCUUCCUGCCUCCAUCGUGUGGAAUUUUGUCACCACUGUGACCUCUAAAAGGACUUCUUAGUUUAAUACUCUUAUACUAACAAGUGCAGCUGCAUUCUUACUGUGCAGAAAUGCCUCAGAAGUGAGGUUUCAGAUCUUUGUGUUUGUGACUAAGUAGAAUACUCUUAUUCUAGAUUUGAAUCAUUUUUAUAUUUGAAUGAGAGGGCUUCUUGUUCUGAAUGAUACAUUCUGAAUCAUUGGAACCAAGGACUAGAGUAGCUUAUCAUUGUUAUCUGUGAUAACAUUUUGUUUUCCAGACUCACGAUGAAAACACAGUGGACUUUUUUUAUGAAUAUCAUGAAAGAUAUUAGACUAUAAGAAUAGUUACCCAGGCCAGGCGUGGCGGUGCACGCCAGUAAUCUCAGCACUCGGAAGGCUGAGUUCAAGACCAGCCGAGGCUACAUAGCAAG